Molecule: messenger RNA, 889 nt
Organism: Prorocentrum cordatum
Lineage: Eukaryota; Dinophyceae; Prorocentrales; Prorocentraceae
Source: the annotation of a GenBank genome assembly
CUCCCUCGUCCUGCUCGCUGCGGUUCGGCGGCGGGGACGGGCCGCGGCAGACAGCAGCGGCCGCGCAGGGCCGGUGCAAGUCGUGGGGCGGCUUUACCGUCUUCCCGGGCUCGCACAUGAACAGGCGGCUGCACGCGUCCUACCCGCGUCAGAGAGCGGGCGCCACGCAGGGCCCGCGGCGCGUCAGGGGCGGGUCGCCCCUGAUAGACCUCGGCGAGCCCGUGCAGCUGCGGCUGGGCCAGGGCGACGCGGUGGUGGCGCACUCGCUGCUGGCCCACCGGCGGGCGCGGAACUGGUCCGAGGCCGUCCGCUGCAUGGUGUAUUUCCGCCUGAAGCCGGCGGGACGCGGGGCGGAUUGGGAGGCGGGCGUCCUGGAGGACCCCAUGGCGAAUUUGCCCGGCGUCAGGUUGCCCCCAGGGACCGCCGCCCCGAGCGAGCCGGGCCGCCCCUGACGGCAGUGCUGUCCGCCAAGGGCACGCGGGCCACGGAGUUCAAUUUCUACCGCCUCGCCUGCCUCAAGCCCGGGCAGGUAUGCACUCCAGCCGAGGUGGCCGGGGAGGAUGACGCGGAGGAGCGGGAUGACCUCUGAGCGUGGCUGGCAUCCGAUCUACCGCCAUCGGCGGGCCGAGGAAUUCAGCCGCCGUGUGCCCGUGCGGGACUGCGCGAGGCGCCUCUGAAAGUGCUUCGUCGGGCGUUGCUGCGAGAACAGACCAGAGGAUUUAUCCUUUUUCGCAUCGCUGCCAGACGAAGCACUUAAAUAUGUACCGCAGGACUUUGCCUUGAACAAAGAUGAGAUAUCUAAUUCUUGCGCGUUGGUGGCGCCGUACGGCUGCUGGGGGUUGCAGGCCGCCAUGCCCAUGGCUUCUGCGUCGUGUCGACCGGCGCCCAA